Messenger RNA from Amoebophrya sp. A25, 3666 nucleotides. Lineage: Eukaryota; Dinophyceae; Syndiniales; Amoebophryaceae. The record is from the annotation of a GenBank genome assembly.
AGGCAAGGGGCUUACGGGUCAGUUUCAUUCUUUAUGUGUUGUUUGUUUGGUACUAGUUUCAUGGAGUUUUUUGAUGAUAGUACAGUAGUGUUGAGUUUGAAGCAGAUGGUAUAAUGCUACACCUUGUUUCACGCUUAGAUACACUAGUUUGGAGCACCUGAUUUUUACUUGUUUUUGUCCGCAUCGCUGGUCUUGGAGGCCAUCAUUUUGUUGUGGUUUAGAGUUUCAACUUUUCGUUGUUGUACCACAACAAAUUGGAGGACUCAUUAUACUAGUACUAGUCAUACAUAAUUCGACGACCAAUAUGGCGGCCACAACAGCUUCGUCGAUUGAAGCAGCUGCUUUUGCCGCGGCGAGCGACCGAUUUCGUGAGGGUGAUGGUUCACCUGGCUCUGCCAAUGGUUCCCUCGCACCUGGACCAGCUGGCCCAGCUGGUGUGUCUGCCACCGAGCUCCUCGCCAAUGGCUCUGGACCCGAGGCCAACGGCCACAGCGAGGAACCACAGCGACCCGACGUGCCGCAGCCGGUGCCACGACGACCGCCUGUCACCCAGGCGGAGCGCGAUGCACUGAGGGUGACGCGAGAACAGCUGUAUCGGACACAGCUGGAAGAGGCGAAGAGCACUGAGGGAGAAUUAUUUCGACGCGACAUCAUCGACCGCAUCCUACGGAAUAAGAGACGAUCAUUGCAGCUCUUUGGCGCGGAAGCUAUCGGAAUGGCAGAUUUUGAGCCGGCGUUCAAGCAAUUGAGAAUGGAUAUUAAAGCGGCUAACGAAUACGGCAAAAUCAAGGAAAUGGCGGGGGUUAGGAGAGUGGAUACUGGUACUUAAUAGAGCUCACAAGUUUGCUGCAUCGCCAUUUCUAGUUAUUGUAUUUGUAGUGCUGGUUCGAUGAAGAAAUAUGUGGCAUUAUCUCACUUACUUACUUAAGAAGUAGUCUAAGUCUAUCACUUGCAAUUCCUUACUAUCCAACCAGGUGUGAACAUCGCUGGCGCGAGUCUGCAGGCUUUGGGCAACGAGCGCGGCUCGCUCGCGAUCACGGAUGGUUUCUCCACUCCAUCCACUACGGAUUCCAGAUCCGCAACGUCCGUCGUUUCCGCUGCAUUGUCCUUGCCGACGCCUUCUGCUUCUAGCCAGAUCAUGCGCUCCACCCCAGGCAUGGGUAUUAUGGCACAGCAGAAGGACCAACAGCCCAUGCAGGGGCCAACCCGACCCGCCCAGGCGCCGAUAUCGAGCACGACCGAGCUCGCGCUUGCCCAGAUGAAGGAGAAAGCGCUGCCCUUCGACGUGGAACGCAAGAAGGUAGUGGACGACUACGAAGUAAGGCUCAGCGUGUACAGGGAAGGCGACCAGAUCGUAAAUCUGGAUAAUCCAGAUCAGAGGCUACGAGCAAUGGAAAAGCCUCAGUGGCAUCGACCGUGGAAGCUCAAAAAGGUAGUGUUAGGUUUUACAAGUAAACUCAACAUGAGGAUUGUGAUGAAAAAUUACGACUACAACUUCUCUACGCAUGACAAAACUCCCGGACUCGGCAGGACAACGUCAACGAUCAGAAUCGAUUACACAACUUCUUCUUCCUCUUGUGUUCAAUCAAUUACCAUCAUCUUCUAGUAAGUAAGACAUCAGAAAAAAUUUCCAACCAUCUUCUACCUCAGGUUCUUGCCGGUCAUCAAGGGUGGGUUCGAACUGUUUGUGUGGAUCCCAAAAACAAGUUUUUCCUAUCGAGUGGUACUGAUCGCUUGAUUAAGUGCUGGGAGAUGGGCACUGGAACCCUCAAGCUAACCCUAACAGGCCACUCAGCAGCAGUAAGGGCUUUAGAAGUAUCCCCGCAUCACCCCUAUUUCUACUCGGCGGGAGAAGACAAUGAGGUAUUAAGCAAUGUGUAUUUGAUGAUAGGAGUAUUGAUAUAAUUUUUUGCAUUUGUAAUUUUAGUCGUGACAGAAGAAGAAAACGAGUUGUGCAUUACCACAGAAGUAUGAUUGCAACGCACAUCAACCUCUUAAAACUACAGGUUCGUUGUUGGGAUCUUAACACAAACAAGAUCAUCCGAACAUACCACGGCCACUUGUCUGCCGUAUACAGUUUGAAGUUACACCCUACGUUGGAUGUUUUAGCCACUGGAGGUCGCGAUGGCACGGUAAGAAUCUGGGAUAUCCGUACGCGGACGCAGGUUUUUGCCUUCGGUCAUGAAGGUAAGAUUGACAUUUAGCUGUUUUAGUACUACUAGGUCCAAUUUUAGGUUUAGGUAGUCUGCUAUCUGGAGCAUAUGCCUCCAAUGCGGUCUAUUUCUUUUUUUCGUAGUUGGAAAUUCGUUACCAUAUUUUUGUAGUUCCAGUUGGAAACGAAAUGAAAUAUCGUGAGUAGUUUCAAAACAUCUUAGUAACAAGUACAAGAGCCAUGUCAUCAUCAUCAAACCAAUGCCGAAUUACAUAAUCUCCCUUAGGUGCAGUGAAUUCCAUAGUUUCGCAAGCAUCGGAGCCUCAGUUUAUUUCCGGGAGUGCUGACGCGACAGUGAAGUUGUGGGACCUAGCAGCGGGAAAAAGUAUGGUUACACUGACCAACCAUAAGAAGGGUAUUCGCGCUCUCGCCAUUCAUCCGACAGAGUAUACUUUCGCGUCUUGUUCUGCCGAUCAAAACAAGGUGUGGCGGUGUCCGAAAGGAAUUUUCGAACGCAAUAUCUAUGGACAUGACGGCAUCAUGAAUUGUUGCGCUAUUCGGGACGGCGAUACACCGGAUCAAGGGAGCAUACUUGUUGGAGGAGGAGAUGAUGGUAUUUUUGUUAAGUGAAUUGUUACAAUUCCUUGCCGUGGUCAAACAUGUGACGACCCCGAUUUUGUUCGUUGCUUCUCAGGACGAUUCGAUUCUUUAUGACGUCAAAAGAGCGUACCGAUAAAUCGUUGGUGGUGUCCCGAAAGUUUUUUUAUCGCACUCCUCAUACUCAUAUGACUGACACGCCAGGUUUCUUGCAUUUCUGGGAUUGGAAGACGGGGUAUUUAUUCCAGAGUAUUGAAGGGAAGCCACAGCCAGGGAGUCUGUCAUCUGAGAAUGCGAUUUACGGGAUGGCGUUUGACGCCUCUUAUUCUCGUCUUUUUACAGCUGAGUGCGACAAAACAGUCAAAAUCUACGAACAAGACCCUGAGGCGACCGAGCAAACCCAUCCAAUUGGAAACUGGCGCCAGUUCCUCAGCAAAAACAAAAAGAAUCGAUAGAUGAGGAGCUCCUCGGAGCUCUUUUGCAGGUUUUGCUCAGGGUUUGUUCAUAAUAGAAGGAGCUUUUUAUACUUUAGUACAUCCAGAAGUACAUGAACAUGGUAGGUUCUGAUGUUCUUUGUCCCGAUUCACACAAAAGGUAAAGGAUCUAGCACUCCGCUGUCCUUAGCGACCAGCAGAGCAAGGAUGCUUACACUGUUCUAAAUACGCGACCAAAACACUUGAGUAAACUCUGCGACGAAUCCUCACGACCCGUGUUACAGCACAGCUCGACUUACUUUCUCUCCUACACCUAUAGCUCACCCGCUCUUAUUCAAUUUAAUGUGAAUUGCGUUUGGAUUUUUCAAACGAAAAGCGAUGAAAGAGGGCUUUUGCAAAUGUCUGCUUGGCCUUGGCUUUAUUACUUUUUCAACGCAUCAUUAGGACUUUGUCGGUCUCGGUUCGAAUCGGCUUCAAUUUCAU